Plasmodium cynomolgi strain B is the source of this 2622-nucleotide messenger RNA. RefSeq names its product CCAAT-box DNA binding protein. Bases 1 to 2622 code for a protein of 873 amino acids. The transcript is spliced from 3 exons. Gene Ontology annotation, molecular function: protein binding. NCBI's taxonomy places the organism in Eukaryota, Apicomplexa, Aconoidasida, Haemosporida, Plasmodiidae. The record is from RefSeq and is a predicted model, not a curated record.
AUGAAUAUUAUUAACUACCUUUACAAUAAGAGCAAGAGUAUAUACAAUCGAAAUAUCAGUGCGUACAAUUACAACAAUAUAGAGAAUGAGAAUUUAAUUAAUAAUUUUGUCGAUAUCAGUAAUGGGUAUAGCAACCAUAGCUGCUCGUCUAAGUCGUCCUCGGGGGCGUUGAUGCUGGGGGACAGGAAUGUGCGCACGGGGCGUGCCGCUUCUGGCGCUGCUGGCACUGCUGGCGCUGUGGGUGUGACGAGAGCGCAGAGCAACCGGAUGGACCAAGCGAAGAACGUCGCCAGCAGAGGAGACGAUCAGGAGAAGAAAAACCAAAAUUACGAAUUCAAUGUUUACAAUAUCGGUUUCGACACAAAGGUAUACAAAAAUAGAUGUGAUGGAGUCUGUGUCUUGAAUGACAAUAUUUACAUUUUUGAUAAAAUAAAAAAAUGUAUAUAUUUGUAUACCCCAUAUAAUAACGUAUGGUAUAUAUUUUUGAACAUAUGUGAAGAAAUGUCCGUAAAUAAAAAUGGGAACAUGGAGUUGACCAAUUUUUAUUUGAACAAACAGGAACAAACUAUUGAUGGAAGCUUCAGUCAUUUGAGUAAUAUUUCAUUUAUGAACUACACAGAUGUGGUUUAUCUGAAUAAUUGUAUUUUUAUUAUUAGUAGGGGGGGGGACACGGAGCGCAGGGAGCAGGGCAACGCCGAUGAGAUUGACGAGAUUGACGAGAUUGGCAAGACUGACGGGAUUGGCAAGACUGGCAAGAUUGGCAAGACUGACGAGAUUGGCAAGACUGACGAGAUUGGCAAGACUGACGGGAUUGGCAAGACUGACGGGAUUGGCAAGACUGACAAGAUUGACAACCCCCCCAGUUGGGACGCGAAGCCGGGCGGCUCUUCUCCCCUGCAGGAAGAGGCAAACAGGCCGAAGGGGAAGAAUCCUACCGUUUCAUGUGUGGAGCAAACAGUGCGUAGUGACCAAGCGGGUGCCGUGGAGGGCACACACAUCCAGGAUGGUCACCGUCGAAGCAGCGAUGGCGACCCCCAAAGCCGACGCAGUUGUGGCAUCCACGGUAGCAGCCCCUGCGAAGAGUAUGUCAAUGGAAUUUCUGAAAUUUCCGAAUUUUCCGAAUUUUCUGAAUUUUCCGAGCUUUCCGAAUUGUGCGAAUUUUCUGAGCUUUUUCCGAACGAAGAGAAAAAUCUUUUUAAAAAAAUGAAGAGGCUGAUAAAGGCUCGAGAUUUCUUUUCCAUCUGCAGUGUCAACGAGAGCUGCUACUCCUUGAUUUACCUCUUUGGAGGGAAAGGAAGCACCGUCAAAAGGGACAAUGAAUAUAUCGAUAUCAUUUACAACGAUUUGUACGUUUACGAUUUUUACCGAAAUCGGUGGAUGGAGCUGUAUCAGUACAGGAGUGACGGAUGCGGGUGUUCCCCUGAGGAGCGGACAAACCGAGAGCAGACUUUUCAGGAUAAUUCUCUUUUACGUACCCACUUAGACGAGUCCACCGAAAACAGAAGGGAUAAUAGCAACAUUUUUUAUUUUAAACCGGGUGAUACUGUCUCCCCAGAUGGUGUACAGAACGAACGUACGCUGGAAAACGAAACCAGAAAUGCAGAAGAGUGUUUUAACGACAAUUUUUUUCUACUCACCUCGAAUGAUGCGUUUAGUAAUGAUAACACGACACAAUCGAGUAAGGUUAAGAUGGACGGGGGAGCGGUAAAUCUGAGGGAUAGUCUACACCGUAAUGUAGGCACGGUGGAUAGUAUAGCCACGGUUGCUACGUCCACUGUGGAGAGGCAUAACGAUUCGUUUAGUCACACGAAGGGGGAAUCAUGGGAUAGGAAUCUGAUGAGUGAGGACAGAAAGGAAAUUGCAAAGAAAGAGAAGGAAGAAGCGGAUGAUACAUGUUCAGAUUUGUACAGUCUCAUUUUUGAUACUCGUGAAGAAGCCACGGAUGGAAAAGCUAAAAAUGCAGAGUGCGAAGGUAUGCAUUGUGAAACUAAUCCCGUGGAGGACCCCCAACAGACACGAACGAACAUCUACCAUGAGCGUAAUGACCAACUUUGCAAAGAUUGUGUACAGGGGAAGAAGUGCAAAUAUAUAUGUGACCUUGUAGCGAAUGGAGUGAAUAUACGAAGAAUCCAUUGGCUUGGAAAAAGAGCAGGACAUUCCUGCACAUAUUAUAAAAACAAUUUAUACAUAUUUGGAGGAAUCAGUUACUACAGCUUUAAUAGUAACAAAAUAAAUUUAAAUUUUUGUGAUAAUCUAUUCCUUUACAAUAUCCAGUCUAAUAAGUGUUUUGAAAUUAUGGCGAAAGGAAGCAUACCUGAGAAGAGGUACCGACAUGGUUGUGUGAUCAUUAAUGACUAUAUGUUCGUAAUUGGUGGAGAGUGUAAGAGUUCCUCUUUACCAAGGAACGAUUUAUUUUUUUAUAAUUUUAAAACAUCUGUGUGGACUGAAGUUGUUAUUAAUUCUAAGGUAGGUUCUCACUCGUUGUACAAAACGGUGUGGUUGGAGAACUUCGGGUCGAUAUACAUGUUCGGCUCGUCCAUUUUGCGCCUCACCAAGAAGAACUUCCAGUAUACCCCGUCGUACAAGAAUAACCAGAAGAGGGUGGAGAACCGGCGGUUCUGA